AUGUUGAUCGCCCUGUUAUUGGCCGAGCACAUGGCGACUGCAAACGGCACAGCAUCACCCACAUCAAGCAAACACUUCACUGCCAACCCCGCCAAGCAUUCCACUGCCGAGUUCGCCUCCACUUCCUCUGCCACAGUCGAGCCAGCAUCCUCUCUCUUGUCCCCACCACCUUCACCUUCGCGCGAGAGAUCAACCCAACAAGAAGACUUGCUCAUGGACGCAUCACUGAACAGGAGCAUGGACAAGUCAAAGUAUGCCGAUGGGCCGCCUGCGUCUGGGUCGAUGCGCGGCGGACAAGGUGCUGCACCUCCUUCUGCACCAGCAUCCUGGGGUUUGCAAGAUGCGCGAAGCAAUCUUGCCGUCCAGCCUGUAGCCAACACCGGCAGUAUCAAGCUCAAGAAGGCCUCUGUCAAGAUGGUUGGUGCCGCCCCCGUCCAAACUCGACCUGCUGCUGCUAAACCGGUCGUCUCACUCUCCUCCACGUCAGGUGCAAAAAUUCCAGACGGACCUGUAUCGACUUCAUCGACUACAAGUGCUUCAACUCCAAAAGCUUCGACUACACGUGCUUCUCUCACUCUUGCCCCAGAACCCAAGAUUGCUCCAGUCAAGAUGAACGAAGGUGGAUCUAUCCAUGCGUCACAGGCAGAGCUUGAGGGUCUUUACGCUCGUUUGAGCAGCAUGGGUCCAACUACUCCAUCCCAUAAGAGCGAAGGUAUCCCGUCUAUCACUCCUGGCAAGAACAUGUUCGCGUUCGAAACCCGCCUUGAAAUUGCAAGCAUAAAGGGCAAGGCUACUGAGAAGACUACCGCCAUUAUGUCCGCAGAGAAGACUAGUUCAGUCGAAUCGCUCGCAGAGAAGCUGCUCUUGUCCGAAAAUAACAAGAAGAGGACCCAGGGUUUUGUUGAUACAGAGCGUACCAAGAAGGCUAAAACUGACAAACCCAAAGUCGUUCAAGCUACUGUUGUUGGAGACAAUUUGGCACAAGCCUCUAAGCCUGCCGUAGAACGCGUAAGCGAGUCCCAAGAGGACUUGGAGGCGGAGUACAUGCGCAAGGCCAGCGAGUACAUUGACACCUUUCCGGUCGAACAGAAGACUGCAUCACACCUUAUCCAGGCCAUGUCAAAGAAGCUCCGUAGCUUGUAUACUGAAGACAACAAGGACUCUAUCAAGGCCCGAUUCGCUUUCGCGCUCGUCAACUACAUCAAGAACGUCAAGAAGGGAUCUGAGGCCUUUUCAGUAGAUUCUGCCAAGUCUCUACUGGAGGAUGCGAAUGGUGAUCUUCUCCAACUUUGCGCGAAGCUUGUUGAAGGAAAGUACAUUUCACUACAGACUCUCGACGAUGUGAGCGGCAUGGCCACUGCUCUUCUCAACAUCCUUCCAGAGGCAGAUCCGUCUAUCACUACUGCUACCGCCGUUUACAAGGCAGAUGUCACCGGCAGCCCAGGCGUGAAGCCAGUGACCAAGGGUUCAGUGGAAAACAACAAGGGAUGGCCGACACCAGAGAAGCGGGAGAACCCAGCCGCUCAGCGUACCUGUAUCCUCAAGGGUGUUACCAACAUCACCAACAUCAAUCAGCUCCAGGCUCUUGUAUGGGGUGGCAGACUCGAGGCAAUAUCUAUGUCGGAGCCUGGCUCUUCCACCGCGGUCGUGAAGUUCCUUUCUGCUGAAGGUUGCGACAAGUAUCACAAGGAAACAGCGAACGGUAUCAAAGUGGUUGGGGACAUGAAGACGGUCAUCAUCGAAGUCGAGAAGACGGACGGCCCGAAUUCGAUCAACGAUGUCAUCCGCAAUUGCAUUGAACAAGGCGUUACACGCUGCGUUCGGGCCACCGGCGAAAUGGACAAGGACGACAUGACCCUUAUGAAGUUGGCCCGGGGUAACAGCCAUGCCCACAAACGCGAGGUAGAUCGUAUCAAGCGUGGCAAAAACAAACAGGGACAUGCGUACAUCGAGUUCCGCUUUGCGAACAUUUACCACGCGCUGCAGUUCAAGCGUGAGCUGCAUGCGCUUGAGGAGUGGGAGCACUGCAACGUGCAGUAUAUCGCUGAUCCGUGUGAGGUGGCCAAGGGCAUUCACUACAAGGACGAGGAUGAGUAG
Molecule: messenger RNA, 2097 nt
Organism: Pyrenophora tritici-repentis Pt-1C-BFP
Lineage: Eukaryota; Fungi; Ascomycota; Dothideomycetes; Pleosporales; Pleosporaceae
Source: RefSeq, a predicted model, not a curated record